This is a messenger RNA of Alexandromys fortis (reed vole), 8100 nucleotides long. It is a transcript of the gene Fam120c, whose product is annotated as family with sequence similarity 120 member C. Bases 359 to 3664 code for a protein of 1101 amino acids. The record is from RefSeq and is a predicted model, not a curated record. Lineage: Eukaryota; Metazoa; Chordata; Mammalia; Rodentia; Cricetidae. The transcript is spliced from 16 exons. Gene Ontology annotation, cellular component: nucleus.
AAGACGAGGCAACAUGGCUCCCGGAGGUGGAAGGCAGAAGCUUCACCCGCUUUGAAGCAGUGAAGAAGAGCAGCGGAGGGCAACGGGAAAAAGAGAAGUGACUAGGAAUUGUCGUCGCUUUUACCUCCCCAGCCUCUUCUGAGUCUGGUCAGCCUCACCUCUGCUCUUCACCCGCACCCAGUCUGUGGUCUCCUCCCCUCCCCGCCCACGUUCCCUCGCCCCUCCCGUCGCCAACCCUUUCCCCGCCCCCUCCCCCAUACCCCCCGCGAAGUGCGCACGCGCCCGCCUCCAGCUUCGCGCGGGGAUCGCCGCCUGGCCCGCUUGCGCAGCCGCUGUUCCUUCUGCCCACGGAGGAAGCAUGGGCGUCCAGGGCUUCCAAGAGUUCCUGGAGAAGCGCUGUCCCGGGGCCGUGGUGCCCGUGGACCUCCUCAAACUCGCGCGCACCGUCUCGCGCCAGCAGCAGCAGCAGCAACUGCACCGCCAGCUGCCACCAGCAGCCCUAGCGCCCGGGGCUCCACGCAUCACCAGGGGCUCUGCUCCUCUGCCGCCGCCGCUCCCGCCUGCCGCCUUUGGCGCUUACUCCGGGGGCGCGGGGCCGACUCGGCACCAUCACCCUGCUCACCAUUUCCACCAUCACGGCCAAGCGCCGCCAGGGCUGCCUCCGCCGCCGCCCCCUCCGCUGCCUGGGGCUCGGGUAUUGGUAGAUGCGGGCUCGGCGCUGCCGCGGCUCUAUGGUGGCUACCAGACGGAUUGGGUUUGUGGCGGCCAGUGGAAUGCCAUGCUGGGCUACUUGUCAGCGCUGUGCCAGGCUUGUUCCUAUCCGGGCGGCGACGGCCUGGAGCUGGUGGUCAUGUUCCCUGGGGGCCUGGGGAAAGACCGACUGGCCGAAUGGGGCCGUCGGUGCCAGGCGGAGCGGCAGACUGCGCAACUGAUCGUGGGACACGUGGGCAACAAGGGCACCCCUCCACCGCGGGCCUGGUUCCUGCCACCUGCCUGCCUGAGCCACUGCGUGAGGCUAGCACUCAUCCGCUUCCGGGUCAAGGUCUUUCAGAGCCUGGAAGACCACCAUUUGGAAGUGGUGGCUUUUUUCAGAGAAAAUGGCUUUCAUGGUCUUCUUGCUCAUGACUCCGAAUAUGCGCUCUACAAUAUUCCAUCUUACUACAGUUCCCAUGCGCUGAAGCUCAGCUGGAAUGGGAAGAACCUCACAACCAACCAGUUCCUGAUGCAGGAAGUGGCCAAGCAGCUCGGUUUGAAGCGAAUAAAUUUCCCCAUAUUUGCUGCACUGCUUGGUAACCACAUUCUACCUGAUGAAGACUUGGCUGCUUUUCACUGGAGCCUUUUGGGACCAGAACAUCCUCUUGCAUCACUUAAGGUCCGAGCUCAUCAGUUGGUUCUUCCACCCUGUGAUGUCGUGAUCAAGGCUGUUUCUGAGUAUGUUAGCGCCAUCAAAGACCCCUCAAAUCUGGAUGUGGUUGGGAAGGAUGUUUUCAAACAGUCUCAGUCUAGGACAGAAGACAAAAUAGAGCGAUUCAAGAAAGCAGUUGAGUACUAUUCAGUCACAACCAAAAUCUCUUCACUGCCAGUGGGUCCUUCCUUUCUAGGCUUUCGAAAUAAUCGGCUUGGAAAUCCUCCUCUUCCACGGAAUCAAAUGGGCCCUAUUUCUACUGGAAAGCCAGUGUUUUCUCGCCAGGUGCCCCAGAAAGUGAAAUAUCCUCCACCAUUUCCAGUGGGACCCAACUCGCCUCUUCUCUUCCCUCAUGGUGUGGGGGAACCCCACGCUUUUCCUGAAGAUCCCAUGCUACAGGACAGUUCCUUUAACAACUGGGCUGUUUCUUAUGACUCUUCAGCACCCCAGUUUCCUAACUGCCUGCCUUCCAAAACUUCACCUCCUUUGGGACCAGAUUCUUCACACUCCUCUUCCUCUGAUGCUGAUGAGGCAAAUGGAGCCGGUUCUGAUCACAUCCCAGAAGCACUUCCACAACAGCCUGGAUGGGAAGAUUCCAGUGGUGACAGAGGGUCUUGGGUACAGCCUGCUGAUGCUGGAGUUUCAGAACCUAGCAUAAGUGAUAGCGAACCUCACAUCCCGUCUCUGUUAUCUAUGUCUACAAGGAACCACAUGGACAUCACCAUUCCACCUUUACCUCCAGUAGCUCCAGAAGUCUUGAGAGUUGCUGAACACAGACACCGAAGGGGUCUUAUGUAUCCGUACAUUUACCAUGUCCUUACUAAGGGUGAGAUUAAAAUCCCCGUAUGUAUUGAGGAUGAAUGUAACAUGGAGCUGCCUCCAGCUGCUCUCCUGUUCCGGUCAGCUCGCCAAUAUGUAUAUGGAGUUCUCUUUAGCCUAGCAGAGACACAGCGGAAAAUGGAACGUCUGGCCAUACGGCGGCGGUUACCGCUGGAAGUUCCUCCUGUGAUUCUUAAGGAAUGGUCUGCCUAUAAAGGGAAAUCACCUCAAACCCCUGAGCUGGUGUCGGCACUCACAUUUCGGGAAUGGACUUGCCCAAACCUCAAGAAGCUCUGGUUAGGCAAAGCAGUUGAGGACAAGAACAGGAGGAUGCGGGCUUUCCUGGCCUGUAUGAAGUCAGACACGCCCAGUAUGCUCAAUCCAGCCAAUGUUCCCACACACCUGCUGCUCAUGUGUUGUGUACUCCGAUACAUGGUUCAGUGGCCUGGUGGCCGAAUCCUGCAUCGCCAUGAACUUGACACCUUCCUUGCACAGGCUGUGUCUACCCAGCUUUAUGAACCAGAACAGCUUCAAGAACUCAAGAUUGAGAAACUGGAUGCUCGAGGGAUCCAGCUUGCUGCCCUGUUCAUGAGUGGGGUCGACACAGCUCUGUUUGCUAAUGACGCAUGUGGCCAGCCAGUCCCUUGGGAGCACUGCUGCCCCUGGAUUUACUUUGAUGGCAAGCUGUUCCAGAGCAAGCUCAUUAAAGCGGGCCGAGAGCGAGUGUCCCUGAUUGAACUCUGCGAUGGCCAGGCUGACCUGGCAAGCAAGGUGGAAAAGAUGAGGCAGAGUAUCCUUGAAGGCGUCAACAUGAACCAUCCACCGCCUUCUGCUCUACUUCCGUCACCUACAUUUGUGCCUCCCAUGAUGCCCCCCCUCUAUCCUGUUUCUCUUUAUUCCAGAGCUAUGGGCUCAUUUCCACCUCCCCCUCAAGCAAGGAGUCGGGGCUUUGCAGGUCUCCAUCCAAUCCCACCCCAAGGAGGAAAACUGGAAAUUGCUGGGAUGGUGGUGGGCCAGUGGGCUGGCAGCAGAUCUUCUAGAAGUCGAGGAUCCUUUGGCAUGCAAGUGGUUUCUGUCGGUGGGCCAGGAAAGGGGCAUGGAAAAGAACAGACUGGUAGAGGAUCCAGAGGCCACAAAAAAGGAAAUAAACAAGGCUCUUCAGAUGGAAUUUCUAAAUCCCUGGAGCUUCAUCAAGGUCGGGCCCGCUCCCAGGUGAAUGGAAACAAUAGCACAUUGAUUAUGGAAGAGAAGAGUGAUCAUCUUCCAGCUCCAUCACAAUGUGCCUUAUCCAAAGACAGUAACGUGUGUAAUAAUGAUGACCACUGCCUCCCCGUGAAGAAUGGAGAGAAGAGCCAGGUGCAAGAGCAAGAGCAAGAGCAAGAGAAAGAGAAAGAGCAAGAGAAAGAGAAAGAGACUGUGGCCCAAGAGAAAGAGGAAUGACAAACUGAAGAUAGCUUCACUUGUCAGGAAGAGGAGAAAACUAUACUUUUCUGAUUCUAGGCCCAAGUUAGAGGAGGAUAUAAAUGUUUCCCCUAGGUUUAUCCAGGAUUUUAAGGGGAUACACAUUUAUUGUGUCCAUCUUUCCUUCCCUAUCUUCUCUGGCUCCAGACUUAGAACCUUGGAGAUUUCUGGUUAAAGAUCAAUAGCAGCAACACUAAACUCAGAUUCUCAAAUACAUAGCACCAACAUUUUCCUUCUAUAUCCUGGAAGUCUGGUGAGGCAGUAACUGUCAGGAAGCAGAUGUUAUCUUGUAAGUCCUAUGGAAAAGUUCUGGCUUUGGUUUUCUGAGUAUUUAAUAUAAUACUCAUUUAUAAAUGUCAAUGAAAAUAAGGGGUUUAAAGGUAAGCUAUCUAUGGCUUCCUCAAUUUUUUUUUGUCUUUAAGGUAAUGGAACCUUGAUACCUAGAUACCUAGUCAGUGUCCUCCCUUCUCUUUCCCCCAACUAACCCACCCAGGAUUUUGUGUACCACCUCUAGCUUUGGCCUGACAAUCAGAUAGGUAGAUGUUUUCAGGGAAGUAGACAGUGUUGGUUUGGGUUAUUUUAUUUAAUUUUUUUAUUUUAUACACUUAAAAAAACUACAAUGGCCUUUGUACUGGGAGAUUCAAGUGAGUCAGAAAAGUACUGGGCAGAUUUUUCCUGCCUCCCAACCAGUGCAUUGUUUAUAAAGUAGAAGAUAUGGUGCAGUUCACCCACUAUCUGCUGCCCACACUCUAAAAGGGUGGGAAUCAAUGUUAUGAAACUGAGUACAAAAGGGACUCAAAAGACUCUAUGUGUGUGUACAUGUGUAUAGGCGUGUGUGUGGGUGUAUAUAUGAACAUGUGUAUCUAUAUGCAUACACAUACCCUUUAUAUAAGAGACAGAUCUAUUUAUCUAUACAUAUUUUAUAUAUAGAAAUGUGUGUAUACAGAUAUAUAUACACAUACAUACAUGGUAAAGUUCCAGAAGAUUUACUGAAUUUCCCAGAAAUGCUUCCACUGCUAUGGAAUGGUGGGUUUCAAAAGACCAUACUUCAAAUCUGAAAUCCUUGCUAAGUCACAGCCUAUCACAAUUCUGAGAAGAUAGGCUACUCUAAAUCAGACACAAAGUCCUUUCCAGAGAUCGCCUGUUCAGAACAACAAAUACUUCACUUUGAACAGAGCCCUCACAUCCCAUAUGCUGAGAACAGGAGGUUGAAAUGGGAUUGGGAAGAGUUGCACAUUUUUAUGAAGGUUUGGAGAUAGAAAGGGAUAGGAAGUGAUUACCAUUUGAAAGGGCUUUCAGCCAAUUUGAAAGAUAUUUCUUGUGGAACUCCAGGAUCAAAUUGGCUUCAGCAAGAAUUGAUUGACAUGACUCUAAGGAGGGAAAAUUAGCACUGGAAUGAUGGGGUGGGGAGAUGUGAGGAGAUUGGACAAUUUGAUUUUACAUGCUUAGAUUGUUUCAUUUAUUCAUUGACAUUUUAACUACAGGAUCUUUUCAUUUGCUUUGCAAGGAAGAUGUCAGAGAACUUGGCCUGGGAUUUGAGAGGUAUUCUUUAGAAGAUUCUCAGUCCCUUUGGGGCCAAGGUCUGCCCAGGAUAAAAAAAAAAAAAAGGCUCUUCCUCCUUGCUGGAGAUAAUCUUAAGAAAACCUUGAUUUCCAGCUUCCCUCAUUUUGGGCAGCCAAAAUGCAAGGGAUGAAAACAUGGCUUAUAACAAACUAGUAGUAUAUCUUCAUUCAGGAAUUGAGGCUUCUAGCCACACACAUCUCCUUUUGGACUUUGAUAUUCUUGCCCAAGAAAUAUCAUUUCUACAAGAAUAUAACUGACUAGACUCCUAGCAGGAUUCUCUCUUUUGGGAAAAAAAAAACCAUGCAUCUUAAUCUACAACAGAUCCUUGGUGAUUUUUUUCCCAAACAACCAGAAGGCUAUGUUUGCUAUCUGUCCAUUCUGUCUCAAGAAACUAAAAUGUCUUGGGAUUCUUAACCCGAGUCUAGUCCAGUUUAAGAGAACUCACAGCUUUCAGGGGACAGUAGCCCAGGUAUGCCUUGCCUCUUGCCCAGACAUUUCCUAAAUAAACCUAAUUAAGGUGGCAAGACUAUGUACCUGGCUGUAUAUAAGCAAAAAAAAAAAAAAAGUAUUUAACACUUCCUUGUUGAAAUGAGCUCCCCUGAUUUGGUCCCCUUUCUGAUCUUGGACCUGCUCAUCCUUUCACAAUACUUUGAAAGUUAGGACUUUUAUAUCCAGUAAGGAAAGGAAUUCAUAGAAAAUGUAGAUGGCUUAGAAUCACCUUCUGAGCCACAGAAGGAUGAAUCCCUUUGGAGCUCUAAAAGUAACCAGAAUCACCGAGUGAGUGAAUGGUUAGCUAUAUGGACAAAUAUUGAGUAGGAAGUACUUGGAGUAAAAUGGUAGUGUUCUUCAGUUGCUGUUUCUGUGCAUCGUGAGUCUAUAUGACACAGUCAGGUGACAGUAUUGUUAACUCUCUCAUCCUUCUCACAACAUGAAGAUUUAUUUUGUAGCCAUUCACUGUGAGAGGUAAAAUUGCUGCUUUGACAGAAAUGAUUCCAGUUUGCCAAAAGACUUGCCCUCCCCCCCCCCUCCACAAACCUCUGCUUCUCCCUAGCCAGACCCAGGGAUGAAACAAGUGGCUUACUUUCAACUUUGAAUUUUGCCUCGAUUUAGCAUUUGGAGUUUGGGAAGUUACAAGAAAGAACUUAUAAAGGGUUAUGUUCCUAGAUUUUGGUGUACCUCCCAAAAUGCACCAUUUAAAAGCCAGGAAAACCAGGGUUCGUUACUGGGAAAUAAGCUUUUUCUAAUUGGAAGACAAAUGGAGGACCUUUGCUGGACCCACUCGAGGAUCUCCUUCUGAUUAUUACUGGACAAAGUCAUGUUGGAACCCCCAAAAUGACUGCUUUACCUCAUAGGAACACAGCAAAAACAAAAACAACCCCAAACCUGGUUUUGUACAGCCACUGAUCCCCCAAGGUCUUGCGGUUCUGCCUGUGUCUUUGGGUCGGCCUGUGACUCCUACCUUUUCUAAGUGACCAGUUCUGACAGACUUCUGUUCCUUCUCAUCAUUUUCAUUGUAUAUAGGUAGGAUUUCAGGUAAAUUGAAGCCCAAGAAAUGGCACUUUCUUUGGCUAGGGACACUUGAUUUUUGUUUCCAUCUGGAUUUUCUAACAUCGUUGGCCAAGUUACCCUAAUAUGUUCAUCUCGGAAAAAAAAAGAAAUAGACAAGGUAUUAGGGGGAGGGGAUGCAAAAAUGUUUAUGUAGGAUAGAAAGAAUGAGAGUAGCCCUUUGGGUAUGAUGAUUCAGCCCUUUGAAACCUUAGAAGGCCCCUGUGGGUAUACAGUGCCACCCUUUCAGCCUCUAACCACCCCACCCACCCUUUGAAAUGACAGUACAAGUAGACGGCAGUUUAAAGUAGUUAGUCUAAUUCUACUAAAGGGUUAAUCGUUGUACUUCUUCACUUUCAGAUGCAUAUUUCCUAAAUAUUCUUGGGGUUUUGAGGGGUAAGUUUUCACGAUUCCAUUGUAUGUUCUCAUGUUUCUCCUUUCCAUCACUGGCUUCUUCUUUUUGAAUGUUCUCCUUUCUUAUUGAUGUAGUCUGCUGGUACAGAUAGCUCAGUGCACCUGUCCCCUUCUAUUGCUGAGUAUCUUCAGUAUUGUCUGAGGAGAUUUUGAUGUUCUAAGAAAAUGUCACUUUUUACAAAAAUCAUCUUUUCUAAGUUAAAAGCAAAAUUAAACAUCCCCUAUGCUGGGGUGCCCAUUUCAGCUUUUGACAUUGUCCCUGUACUUUUAUAGAUGACUUUUUUGUCUGUUAGUAGUAAAUAAUGGUUAGUGAAUUUUCAUGUAAAUGAAGCAAGUUAAAUAUUUCAGAUUUUAUUAAUCUCUCAUAACCCUGCCGGAUCUAUGAAUUCAUUUUAAUUACUUCCCAGAAGGGACUUUCCUUCUACCUUUUAUUUUAUUCUAUUUUUAGACUAACGUACUAGAUUAAAAAACAAAAAAAAAACAAAAAAAAAACAAAAAAACUUUAACUGCAAAAAGUCAGUGUUUUUUUUUUUUUUAGUGCUCCCUGAUAAAUGAUGUUAUUGACAAAAGUAAAUUCUUUCGUUGUUGUUUUUUUCCUGUGCUCUUGACAGUGUGUUUAGUAGAUGGAUAACGUCUUUCUCUUUGCCACUCCCAGAUUCCAAGUUCCCUGCCUUUUGGCCCACCUCACCACAAAAGCUCCAUAGUUUAUUAAUGUAAGUUUGAGUGGAUGCUUCUUGGGGGAAUCUGCAGGACUUAAUGGAAAUGUCUCAGAAAGGAAUGAGAAUGUCUCAGGAGUUCUGUGAUGGAAUUUGAUCUGUUGUUCUGUUAAUGCUGAUGGAAAGAAACUUACAGCGCUUAAUAAAAGUCUAUUCUUUUAGUUUAAAAAUGUAAAA